Aspergillus aculeatus ATCC 16872 is the source of this 1332-nucleotide messenger RNA. RefSeq names its product NAD(P)/FAD-dependent oxidoreductase. Gene Ontology annotation, molecular function: flavin adenine dinucleotide binding; saccharopine oxidase activity; sarcosine oxidase activity. The record is from RefSeq and is a predicted model, not a curated record. NCBI's taxonomy places the organism in Eukaryota, Fungi, Ascomycota, Eurotiomycetes, Eurotiales, Aspergillaceae. Gene Ontology annotation, biological process: carboxylic acid metabolic process. Bases 1 to 1332 code for a protein of 443 amino acids. The transcript has 2 exons.
AUGCUAGUCUCCAAGGCCGACCCCAUCGUCAUCAUCGGCGCCGGCGUGUUCGGUCUCUCUACGGCCCUCCAACUGGCCACGGAGGGAUACACCGACAUCUCCGUCUUCGAGCGCGACGACCAGGUUCCUGGGCGGUUCUCCGCCGGAUACGACAUCAACAAGAUCGUGCGAGCCGAAUAUGAAGAUCCGUGGUACACGGAACUGACCCUUAAAGCCAUCACCGGCUGGAAAACCCCGCUGUACGCACCGCACUACCACCAAACAGGCUUCCUGCACUGCGUCUCCGGCACAGGCCCGCAACAAGCAACCCAGACCCUCGAACGCUUCCUCGCCACCAUCAAGAACCACCCCCUCUUCGCCCACAAACUCCUCCCGAUCACCAACCCCACCCAGAUCCCACGCGACGUCGCGUGGCAACUGAACGGGCCGCUGCCAGGGUGGAAGGGCUACUUCAACCCGCUAGCCGGCUACGCGCACUCGGCCAACGCGCUGCGCGCCGUCUACGAGGCCGCCGCAUCCAUCGGCGUGAAAUUCUUCCUCGGGCCCGAACGCGGCACGAUCACCACCCUCCUGCGCGGCGGGGUGGCCACAUCCCCCGGUAAGGUCACGGGCGUGCGCACGCAGUCCGGCCAAGUACACAGCUGCAAGCUGGCGAUCGUGGCCAUCGGCGCCGCGGCCGGCACCUUGCUGCCGGAAAUCGGGCAGCAGGUCGUCGCGAAAUCCUGGUCCAUCGGGCACGUGCGCCUCACGGACGACGAGACCAGCGCCCUCCGCGGCAUCCCCGUCACCUACGCCCGCGACCUGGGGUUCCUGUUCGAGCCCGACCCGGCCACCAACCUGCUGAAGAUCUGCCCCAUGGGCGGCGGGUACAUCAACACCGACCCGGCCACGGGCGUGUCGCUGCCGCCGAAGACCCUCCGCGAGAGUGAUAAUGUGCUUCCGCCGGAGGAUGAGGCGCGCAUGCGCAAGCUGCUGCAGCACGCGCUGCCGGCGUUGGCGGAGCGGCCGUUCGUGCAGAAGAAGCUGUGCUGGUUUGCGGAUACGGCGGACUCGGACUUCAUUGUGGAUUUCGUGCCCGGGUCCGCGGGGAGUGUGGCGCUUUGUUCCGGGGAUUCGGGUCAUCUGUUUAAGAUGUUGCCGAUUGUGGGGGAGUGGGUGGCGCAGUUGGUGAAGGAGGGGGAGCAAGGCGAGAAGCGGUGGCGGUGGAAGGGCGCUGUGGGCCAGGAUGAGAAGGAGAAGGGGAAGAAGUGGGCGGGCGGGGACGUGAGUUGGCGGUUGGGGGCGACGAGGGAGUUUGCGGAGAUCAAGCCGGUUCCUGGGGCGAGGCUGUAA